AUGCACCCCGUUAACGGAGAUCUCUACGCGACUGGGUCAAGUUCGUAUAGCUCGUACUCUUCCUAUGGCCGCAGUCGCGGGAACUCGUACUCCACGUACGGCACGCCCGGCCCUCGGCCACCUCCACCUCCUUCACCCCCGCCGGCAGUUCUUCGGACACCGUCGGCUGAGCGCACGCCCUCACCGAUGGACGAGGAUGAUGACGAUGAUGCGGAGCCUGACUACACGUCCCCAUAUGGCGCGGACAUACAAAGUCGAUACCUCCCCCGCGCGCCGCCGUACGCUCUUCCUACCGGGCCCGCUGAGCGAUCAUCGCCACACACGCCUGCGUCGAAGAAAGGCAGCAACGGUGCCACGCCGCAGGAGAACGGGAGCUCGAAGAGCCCCGCGCCUUCCGCGCCCGCUUAUAGUAACGGGUAUUGGCAUCGCUAG
Molecule: messenger RNA, 432 nt
Organism: Schizophyllum commune H4-8
Lineage: Eukaryota; Fungi; Basidiomycota; Agaricomycetes; Agaricales; Schizophyllaceae
Exons: 1
Coding region: 1-432 (143 amino acids)
Source: RefSeq, a predicted model, not a curated record